Messenger RNA from Lachancea mirantina, 1764 nucleotides. Lineage: Eukaryota; Fungi; Ascomycota; Saccharomycetes; Saccharomycetales; Saccharomycetaceae. The record is from the annotation of a GenBank genome assembly.
AUGUCUUCUGGUGCAGACUCCAAUGAGGUCUAUCAACAAGAAAUAUGGGUUUCCUCAAGAGAGCAUAUUGCUUAUGUGAUUGAUAACCUGGAAGACGAUAAUGUUAUGGCGUCUUAUGAGUCUCUUUACAGUGUUAACUUGCUUAGAUCUCAUCGACUUGUUAGUUACGCUAUAUUGAAGAGCUUGGAAAAGAGCUCAAGGAAAGCACAUCUGUAUGCCAAUCUGGUCUCGCUCAUUGAUUGCGAUAUACCAGAGUGUGGGGAACUACUCGCAGAGCAAUGCGCGGCGCAAUUUGUGGAAUGGCACAGGAAGGGCUUGAAUUAUGCGGCGCAGUCAUCUCUGAUUUCAAUGCUAGGUGAAUUAUUCAAGCUUGGAAGUUUGCAUGAACUUGUAAUUUUGGAGCUUUUGCAGCUACUUACUACCAGCGAUCUGGUAUCAAACGUUGGUCUAACAGUGGACUUAAUGGAGCGGGCAGGUAGAACACUAUCGGAAGUGUCACCAGCCGCACAUGAUAUGAUUUUUGAAGAACUACGAUCCCAACUGCAGAUGAGAAGUUUCGAUGCAAAAGCAGAGCGACGAGUGAGCUUGCUGUUUGAUGCUAGAAAGAAAGAAUAUCCUGUUUCGGCCUCACAAGAAAUUUCUUUACCCCCUCAUGAUUCGGUCGUUCACGUCUUUGAUUUAGGUGAAUUGAAGGUAGUAUCACUCGAAGGUCUGCAGCGAUUCCAGUAUGAUGCUCAUUUUUUUGAGUUGGAGGAUCAAUUCGAGUCCAUCAAGAAUGCCGCGUUGGAGCGCUUUCCGGUGGCUAAAAAUGAAACUGACGCCUUUGUCGUGCACGACCGCACCCAAUCAGAGGAUAUUCAGUUCAAGAAAAGUAUCUAUCUAUUACUUAAGGGCUCCCUUUCGGGUGAAGAAGCGGCUCAUAAGUUAUUGAAGUUACGAGUUCGCGAUGAGGAAAAAAGUAGGCUAGUUUACGUUCUCGCAAUGACAUGCUCUCAAGAAACGACUUACUCAAAGUAUUAUGGCCUAGUGGCAGAAAGACUCUUAUCGAGCCAUCGUGCUUGGAAAAAGGCCUUCGCUACUGUGUUUGAGGAGAACUACACUGAAGUAGACAACUUCAAGGCGUCCCAAAUCAGGAGCUUAGGUAAGUUCUGGGGUCACAUCUUGGCAUCUGACUAUGUCGGGUUUGAAGUUUUUGAAUGUAUCCAUAUGAGUGAAGCUGAAACUACGCCCCCUAAGAGAGUCUACGUCAAAUUUAUUUUCCAAGAACUAGUCGCGGAACUUGGGAUUCCAAAUUUGAAAGCUAGACUAGAUGAAAGUUAUAUCCAGCCUUUCUUGAAUAAAAUUUUCCCGACACAAUCGGCAGCUGAUUUGAGGUUUGCCAUCAAUUUCUUCACGGCUAUUGGUCUUGGAAUUCUUACUGAAAACCUCAGAGAGACUCUUUUUUCUUUAGAAGCGCAAUUUUCAGCGGGAGAAUUUGAAGAGAAAUCACAUUGCCCCCCUCAUGACCUAGCCAUCGAAGCCCCAGCGAAAAGUUAUGUCAAGAAACAAGAGUUGUCGGAGGAAAAUCAAGCUGCGCAGGAUUUCGUUUCGGGCAGGGACCCUUCUUCCUCCAGAGCGCGCAAGGCUGGUCCUUCCACAAGGCCAAGAUCUCGAACUCCUCUCAGGCAAAGGUCUCGUAGCCCUGCAAGACGAAGGUCGCGAACACCUCCUAGAAGAAGAUCCCGAACUCCUACCAGGCGCAGGUCACGUACUCCAACCAGAUGA